This is a messenger RNA of Folsomia candida, 1319 nucleotides long. Its product is annotated as ABC transporter G family member 23. Gene Ontology annotation, cellular component: plasma membrane. Gene Ontology annotation, molecular function: ABC-type transporter activity. NCBI's taxonomy places the organism in Eukaryota, Metazoa, Arthropoda, Collembola, Entomobryomorpha, Isotomidae. The record is from RefSeq and is a predicted model, not a curated record. Gene Ontology annotation, biological process: transmembrane transport. Bases 11 to 1132 code for a protein of 373 amino acids. The transcript is spliced from 6 exons.
AUUAAUCAACAUGCUCAUUGCCCUGUAUGCUUUUGGAUUUGACCCAAAAGGUCUCACCUUGGGAGCAAUAAUUGACAACGGACAAAUCCACUGCGACACAAAUCUCGGCCAUCCAAUUUCUUCCGGCAGGAAUGUAACACGCCCAGAAAUAGAUUAUACGUGUCGACUAUUGAACAUUAUUGAAAAAUUGGGAGUUAAUUGGGUGCCCAUGGAUACUGAAUUGGAUGCACUACAAGACGUUAAAACUGGUGGUAUCACGGGUUAUAUAAAAUUCCCGAUAAAUUUUACGGAAAAUGUGAUAAACCGAUUUGUCUGGAGGAUCCAUGCGGACGAGGAAAUUUUAAAUGGAUCCACUAUUUCGAUUAGAUUAGAUAAUUCUGAAUACUUGAACACGUACUUCCUGACCAACUCGUUGUACGAAUCUGUCCAGCAGUUUGCAUUAUUAAGUGCGAAAGAGUCUGAUGUGGACGAACGGGUGGUCAAAUUACCUUUACAGUUCAACCCAAUCUAUGGAAAUCUGUUACUCACUUGGAACUCAUUUCUGGUUCCGACCGUAGUGCUUAUACUGUGGACCUUUAUUUCGACCACGUUGGGCUUCAUCCACAUACUUGAUCGUGGCGAAAACACCUUUGCUCGCACGAUGGCCACCGGUGUGAAGUACGGUCAAAUUCAGCUCGGCUUCUAUUUUGCGGAUAUCCCACUGGCCAUUUUUCAAGGCGGCCUGAUCUUAACCAUGAUUUGGUGGGAUCGUGGCGAACAAAUUAAGGGAAGCUGGGCCUUAAUCGGGCUGAUCUUCUAUCUCGCGAGGGUGGCUGUUCUCUCGCUUUAUUUCGUUUUGGGGUCGUUGAAUGUGAACGUCAAGGAUACGACAAUUCUAACGAUUUCCGUCGUUAUGGUUUAUGUGUACGCGUCAGAUACGAUCUGGCCAAUCGAAGCUGUCGUGUGGUGGUACCGACCGUUUUGUCACUGCCUUCCGUUGACCGUUACGAUCCGCGUGUUGCGCUCUGUUAUGACGAAAGGUUGGGGGAUAACUCAUCCAACCGUGUUUUUCGGAUUAAUUUGCUUCCCCCUAAUAAUCACGGGUAUUAGCACCAUGGUGUCAUUCGUGGUGGAAAGGAGAAACAAAAAGUAGUGCUUUAAAUAUUGGUUGAUAAAAUGUAUGAAAAAUGAAUACUAAGAUUAUGUAAGGUGUAACUCUUUAAAAAAGUGUAACAAAUCAAAUAAGGUGUGCUUACAAAUUUGCCAAAGAAAUUUCUAAUUUUAGAUAUUAUUGAGACACAUGCCGUAUAAUAAAUUAAAAAUUAAGUUUGAUUUUUUAA